AUGAAAUUAAAAUAUAAUAGUCUUCAACGCUAAGCUUAAUCGAGUCCAUCAAAGAGUAGGAACUAAAGAUCCCUUUUUAAAGCAGUUAAGAAAAAUAUAGAAUUAUAGAUGAAAAUUUUUGUAAUUCUUUUAGUAGUUGAUAUUUAUUAAUUUGUUUGGAUAUAUUUUUCCAUUAUACAUAGUAUUAUUUUGUUUUGGACUUUUCUUUUAUUUCAGAUUUAAAAGUAUAUCAAAUGCAGAGACUAUGGCGUAAGGAAGAGGUUCACUUCGAAUUUGUAAUGA
Molecule: messenger RNA, 282 nt
Organism: Paramecium pentaurelia
Lineage: Eukaryota; Ciliophora; Oligohymenophorea; Peniculida; Parameciidae
Source: the annotation of a GenBank genome assembly